GGUUCGCGUAGCAGAACUGCUCGUGCAACAAGCAAACAACCCAAGAGCCGGGAGAGUUGGUGACUGCGAGGCCGAGACAGGGGAUAGAUUGAGAGAGCCAGAGAGGUGGGCAGAUGGCGACACCGUCGUCGUCGCUUUGCUCCAGCUUCGCCUCCCUGCGGACCGCCUCCAUCGGCCACCCCCGCGGCAUCGCGUCAUCUACGCCCAGGAAGGCGUUCCAAGUGAGGGCAUCAGCUCGGGUUGACAAGUUCUCAAAGAGUGAUAUCAUUGUGUCCCCUUCGAUUCUGUCUGCAAACUUCGCCAAGCUUGGUGAUCAGGUAAAAGCCGUGGAGGUGGCAGGAUGUGACUGGAUUCAUGUCGAUGUCAUGGACGGGCGCUUUGUGCCAAAUAUCACAAUUGGACCUUUGGUUGUUGAUGCUCUGCGUCCUGUGACUGAUCUUCCAUUGGAUGUACAUCUGAUGAUUGUGGAACCUGAGCAGCGAGUCCCUGAUUUUAUCAAGGCAGGUGCUGAUAUUGUUAGUGUCCACUGUGAACAAACAUCGACCAUCCAUUUGCACAGAACAGUCAAUCAGAUUAAAAGUCUAGGAGCAAAGGCAGGAGUUGUUUUGAAUCCAGCGACUCCACUCAAUGCAAUUGAUUACAUUCUUGAUGUUGUUGACCUGGUGUUGAUUAUGUCUGUGAAUCCUGGGUUUGGUGGCCAGAGCUUUAUCGAGAGUCAAGUAAGGAAAAUUGCAGAAUUGAGAAGGUUAUGUGCAGAGAAGGGAGUGAACCCCUGGAUUGAGGUUGAUGGUGGUGUUGGUCCGAAAAAUGCCUACAAGGUUAUUGAAGCUGGGGCGAAUGCCAUCGUUGCUGGCUCUGCAGUUUUCGGGGCUCCAGACUACGCUGAAGGCAUGGUUUCUUCUCAGUGCCAUUCAUGCUCUAAAUUUGAAAUUCCAUACAGCUAUCAAAGGAAUCAAGACCAGCCAAAGGCCUGCAGCUGUACACGCAUAAGGAACUGGACGUGUGAUCGUGCUCUGUUCAGGUUUAGCAGUGUUGGGAUUCGUAUAGAUAGAUGUGUCUUGUUUUCGAGCCAUACGUUAUACUGGAGAUGAAAGGAGACGGAGGAAAUAUUUCUCUACGUGGGUGAAUCAAUCAUGUGGACGGUAAUCACAUGACGACAAAGCAUAUGGACGAGCGCUGGCUCACGAGACAGAGUAAUCAACGGGAGAGGCUUCUAGACAGCUCUGCAUGUCCAUUCCCUCUAUAAACAGGAGAGCAGUUCAGUCUCCAUUGUAAAGGCACCCAGAUAUAGAAGAAAGAAAUAAAGAGCUCUCUAUUUGUCUCUGUUUC
Messenger RNA from Zea mays, 1329 nucleotides. Its product is annotated as ribulose-phosphate 3-epimerase. Lineage: Eukaryota; Viridiplantae; Streptophyta; Magnoliopsida; Poales; Poaceae. Gene Ontology annotation, molecular function: D-ribulose-phosphate 3-epimerase activity. Gene Ontology annotation, biological process: carbohydrate metabolic process; pentose-phosphate shunt. The transcript is spliced from 9 exons. Bases 114 to 1091 code for a protein of 325 amino acids. The record is from RefSeq and is a predicted model, not a curated record.